CCUCGCAUUUAUUGCCUUUGCCUAGUCAGUUUUACGACCAUGUCCAUUAUCCCGAGAAUUCAUCACACGCACUGUUCAUCAUGACCCUUACAACCAGCGUCCGGCAGUUUGGGAUCCGUUCCAAGAAUUCCGGUACGGAGAAGCAACCUAGUUACAACGACUGUUCCGCCUGUUUUCCCGGCCGAAUCACGGUUCGAGCUGACAAAGCUGGACUGGAAGAAACCCCGGAAGCUCACGUGUUCGUAGCUGAACUUCCGGAGCUUAAGAGGAACGAAGUGAAGGUGGAAGUGGAGGAGGGGCGAGUGCUCAGCAUCCGCGGCGAGAAGCGCGGAAAAGAAGUGAGCGGCGACAUGUGGCAGCGCGUGGAACGUAGAAGCGGGUCGUUCGUGAGGAGUUUCAAGUUGCCGGAGAGCGCGAAGGAUAAGCUGACGGCGUGUCUGGAGAACGGAGUGCUGACCAUCACAGUUCCUAAGAAAGAGGCCAAACACUACCCUAAAAGAAGCAUUGAGAUCCAUGGCAGAGAGUGAUCCCUUUCAUGAGAGAAAAUCUUGAUGAUCUUAUAUAAAUAAAUAAAGAACUUUCAUAUGAAUGCUUUGGUGUGCUCCUCUUAAUGUCUGGUUUUAGUUCC
Hibiscus syriacus is the source of this 628-nucleotide messenger RNA. RefSeq names its product 18.1 kDa class I heat shock protein-like. Gene Ontology annotation, biological process: protein folding; response to heat; response to salt stress. The transcript has a single exon. The record is from RefSeq and is a predicted model, not a curated record. Lineage: Eukaryota; Viridiplantae; Streptophyta; Magnoliopsida; Malvales; Malvaceae. Bases 81 to 527 code for a protein of 148 amino acids.